Messenger RNA from Strongylus vulgaris, 747 nucleotides. Lineage: Eukaryota; Metazoa; Nematoda; Chromadorea; Rhabditida; Strongylidae. The record is from the annotation of a GenBank genome assembly.
AUGCAGGAUAUAGGUGGAAUUCGUGGUGUAGCAGCAGCAGCCAGUCGUGGUGAUGGACCAAUCAUAGCGGAUGUGACUGACGAAUGGGUUCCUGGAGCAUCCUCCUCUGGUAGUCCUCAAAACCAAAUGGGACAAAAGAAUAAACAGCAGUAUGGUAAUAACGGAUACAAUGUAUCAUAUUCAUCGCCAACUGCUCCACAACCAUCGACACCGUCCCCCAACGGACCAGCGAUCGGAGUGGCGUCACCUAGAAGGCAACAGAAUGGCAACGUAGCGGCUCCCGUUACACCCAAUCAGCAGCAGAGUCUUACUUUCACUGUUUGGCUAUUAGCUGAACCUUUGAUUCGGUGCGAAGGUUUACCGCUUGCAUGUGUUGACGGAGCUGAAAACAUUAGUCUGCUACUUGUAUCAGCACACAAAGAUUAUGCCCCUUACAUCCGAUACAUCGUACUCGUCAGCGAUUACAAUGUCACCCCAACUAGAGAGGCAAUUCUCACAGAUUUUCUAAAUGGAAUCGAUUUGAGCAUUGAUAACUGUCGCGACCUACUUGGAAACCAUUGGGAUUUCAAUCUGUUUGAUAAUGUGGACACUGGUGAAGAGCAAGAACAGGUUCAACCCGAGAAACCAGAGCUUGAAAAUAACACUAACAAUUAUGCAAUGCCGUUCAACGGUGGACAACAGCAGCUGAGAUAUCCGGGGCCGCGCUUGGCUCUCGAAGGAGGACCACUAACUACCACCAGUGACACC